AGGUCGCACGCUGCCGAAACGUCGCACCAGACGCCGUCCCACAGCGUCAGCUCGUCAACUAGGCGCUCCAUGUUUCUUGGGAACUUCUUUGGCUCUACCCUUAAUCCAAUGUCGGAGAAGCCCGUCAGAUCUGUGUCGCAUGCUUGGACGAGGCCAAGCCAGUCCACAAAACGGCGAAGCUCAAGUGCGGGCACCGCAUGUGCCACUCGUGCAUUCGCCGAAGUUUUAAACUCUCCCUCCACGAUCCGCAAAGCAUGCCGCCCAAGUGCUGUACCAGCCACAUUCCAAUAAAUGUGGUGGAGCGAUUGUUUGACACCAACUUCAAGAGGCAAUGGAACAACAAACUUGCCGAAUACUCGACCAGAAACCGGAUAUACUGUCCUUCUCGGCGCUGCGACGAGUGGAUUCGGCCCGAGGACAUCCGCCGCGAAGACGGCCGCAAGUAUGCAAAAUGUAGCCGGUGUAAGACCAAGGUCUGCUGCCAUUGCGGUAACAAGUGGCACUCGUCGAGGGAAUGCCCCAGGGACGAAGAUACCAGUCAGCUUCUCGAGCAGGCCAAGCGUGAAGGCUGGCAGCGCUGCCACCGAUGCAAGUACGUUGUUGAGCUCAAAGAGGGCUGUAAUCAUAUGACAUGUCGCUGCGGCGCCGAGUUCUGCAUGAUAUGUGGGACGAAGUGGAAGAGAUGUGAAUGCCCCUGGUUCAACUUCGAUACCCAGGAAAGCGAUCCGCUCGACCACAUGCAAGUUCCCAUGACGCCGCGGUCGAACCCCUUCGCGUCUGGGACCCGAUUUCCUCCUACGGGUAGUGGGCCACCAUCGCCCCGGGAAUUUCGCACCGACAGCGGGCCGCCGCCACCACACGCAGUCCGCCCACGGCCUGUAAAUUACGAGGAAGAGAUGUUGCUGCGUCGGCUACAGGAACAGCGAGACGAGAAGGUUGCCCGCAGGGCCAGAACAUUCGGUGGCUUUAGCGGUCACGAAGAGCCCGAGGACUACUCUCGAGGCAGGGACUACAGCAGACAUAGAGGUGACGCUAUGGACCGGGAAGUCCACCCCGGUCGGUCCGUAGCAGAGGAAUACCAUCGCCGCCCGGAGACAGUCAUUGUCCCAUCGCCGCCCCUGACGCAUCAGCCGACGGCACCACCGGCGCCGCAUUCUACCUUCGAUCGAUCGAAUUCUGGGCUCGACUAUGUUUCAGGGGUGAGCCGCGCGCGAGGGAUGCGCUAUGUCUCCCCUGAAAGGCGAUAUGCUUCUCCAGAAAGGUAUCAUGCCUCUUCGCCCGAAAGACGGCAGCCUCAUACACCCGACAUUUGGCAGAGUCAGUCACGCAACCCGUCACGCAAUGCUUCGCGCCCCCCGUCAGCAGAAAGGCGACCACCUCUCGCAGCUGAGACGUGGCCGGCUCCGUCAAUAGAGAGACGACGGUAUGCGUCACCUGAAAGAAGUCGGCCACCGUCAGCCGAGAAACGGCGAGCCCCCGAGAGGCCACGAACUUCGUCGCUUGAGAGGCGCCUUGCGGGCCGGUUUGGCAAUACGGAUAGCAGGCAGACGGCAGCCACCACUGUUGGUCUGAUGGGUCCCGUGGCUUCUAUGAGCCACGUUGGGAUAAUGGGCCCCGUGGCUGUGAUGGAACCCAUGGGCGUCAUGAGUUCGACCAGAGCGCCUCCUCCACCUUCACGCGCCGCUACUCACCCGCUCGGACCUCCCUUGCCUCAGGCCCCCGCCCCUCCGCCUGCGGUGCCUAUGGUACCCACCUCGAGAAGGAAGCCAAUAGGGGAAGAAGAUGUCUAUGUCAGCAGCAGGCACGCAAGAUCUGCAGAAUGGCCUGUCACCCCUGGGCGGGCUCAUCAAGAGCCUGAAGGAACUAGCGGAUCGCCGCAUGCGCCGUCGGUGAAGAGACGGCCCCCUAAAGCCAACCGGGUUCACAAGCAGGACGGGCCUACCGCGUCGAUGCUCGCGGGAAUUUCAGGGCCGGGAAGAGGCCCGGACCGUGUCACAGAAUGGAGGUUAUAUGUUGAACCUGGCGAGCCCGAGGGGAAGGAGUCUCCUGCAGUAUCAUGAAAUUUUCAAACAGGCCCGGAUUUCCAUGAUUAAGAAGAUCGGUUUACUGUUGACUGGGCAGAGAAGAUAUACAGGACUAUGGUGUUACGAUGGGCUGAACUAGUCGGGUAAUUGUAUAUUUUUGUCUGUGAUGCUAUCUUGGGUGAGUCCUUUCA
Messenger RNA from Lasiosphaeria miniovina, 2215 nucleotides. RefSeq lists its product as uncharacterized. Gene Ontology annotation, cellular component: cytoplasm; ubiquitin ligase complex. Gene Ontology annotation, molecular function: zinc ion binding; ubiquitin conjugating enzyme binding; ubiquitin protein ligase activity. The transcript has 3 exons. Bases 198 to 2060 code for a protein of 620 amino acids. Lineage: Eukaryota; Fungi; Ascomycota; Sordariomycetes; Sordariales; Lasiosphaeriaceae. The record is from RefSeq and is a predicted model, not a curated record. Gene Ontology annotation, biological process: positive regulation of proteasomal ubiquitin-dependent protein catabolic process; ubiquitin-dependent protein catabolic process; protein polyubiquitination.